AUGAGGGAAAUAUUUUAUAAUUCAGACAAACAUAUUGUUGAAUGGCCCAAUACGGGUCUUGAUGAAAGUAAAGCAAGGAAAUUACAAGGAAGAAGCAAACAACCGGACUUUGUAGUAUUUAUUAUCCACCAGCUACAGAAAAUAAAAAGCGGUGUUAUAUUUGUGGGUGAAACUGCCUUGAAUAGACUGGGUGCUGAAAUAAAAUUUCUAAAUUUUCAAUGCGUUGAUUAUACAUUAGACUUCUAUAUGAUGGAUCUCAUUCAAGGAACAUAUGUUAUAAUCCAUAUCGGGCGAUUUUCAGUUCCGGCUUCGGUGAAAGCGAUGUUGUCUUUCGUUGAUGAAAUAGAUGUGCUUUUAGGAUUUUGUUCAUACUUUUCAAAAGCUCAGCUUGAAGAGAGGAAAGCUUUAUUAAAAGAGAUUUAUACUCCCUCUUUCUCAAAAUUAAAGAAGGGGACAAAAGAAUAUUUAGAUCUUGGUAAAUCUGGGAAGGUCUGGGAGAACUAUUUUCGUCCGUUUGAAUGGCGUGCACAGGAUUAUGAAUUUUACGCAACAUAUUCCGGUUUUCUAGAUGAGAUAUCUGUCAUCAAAGAUACUAUCGAGAUUCCGGUUAACGAUCUUCUUCAACGUAUGAUUGUAAGUUUUUCGCAUCAAAGUUGCGUCAUAGAGGGAAAUUCACUAGGAAGUGCAGAGUCACAAAUCAUUUGGGAAAAAAUGAACCAAGACUAUAGCAUUGACGAUUUGCAAUGUGAGGGAGCACAAUUACCCGAACCGAAAUCUCUUCUUGAUAAACCUGGAAAGGAGAUUGAAGUUGUCGAAAUCCGUAACCACCUGCUUGCGACCCAUUACGUAUACAAUACUUUGCUAAAAUCAGAACAAGAAAUAAACAUCGACAAUAUAAAGAAGAUCCAUCGUACUCUUUUGAAAGAUACCCCACAGGAGAGAGUUAAUGUAUGGGGCAAAAUCCAGCAAGCAGGAAUGUUUCGAACAAUGUCAAUGCAGGCAGUAGGUUAUCAUUUGACCGUUUAUCCGUAUGGAGAGGAAGUGCCCGCGUUGACGGAAAGGUUUGUACAAUUUUACAACAAGACCGUUACUAGCGAUAAUGUUGAGGAUCAUGAACCAUAUCAAAUCCACCCUCUUAUGAACGCAUGUCGCAUACUUUCGUCCUUCCUUCAUAUUCAUCCAUUCUGGGAUGGUAAUGGACGUGUGGGACGUUCACUCAUGGCGCUUUAUCUUGCCCGUGGUGGCUUUCCACCCCUUGUUUUUCAACAGUUUGAUCAAAAAAAAUAUGCAGAUGCAUUGUAUAAGGCUCAGGCAGAGAAGGAUAUG
Messenger RNA from Paraglomus occultum, 1326 nucleotides. Lineage: Eukaryota; Fungi; Glomeromycota; Glomeromycetes; Paraglomerales; Paraglomeraceae. The record is from the annotation of a GenBank genome assembly.